ACCAUCUUAAGUACUUCUCUUGUAAUAAACCAUAUUUGCAUUAACGGGUAUAAAACUCCUGCUCCAGCCAGUAUCAUUUCCAAACUAUCAAAUUCGUUGUCUAUAUACUACGAAGACAUCCAGAAGCUAGUAUGAAGCUUUCAAUUUUCUUCUUUGUUAUCGUUGCUGCGCUAUUGGUCCUGACAGGACAAUCUGAGGGGAAAAAGUUUUUCAAACGUAUUGAAAAGGUAGGAAAGAACAUAAGGAAUGCUGCCGAAAGGGUUCUUCCUACAGCAGUGGGCUAUGCUGGACUUGUGAGAGGAGGCUAAUGGAUAUUAGUUUGAUUAAUUAACCCACAUUAAUCCAUAUUUCAUGUACUUAAACCAAACCUAUUUGUUAUAAAUGUUAUGUUAACAAAAAUAAAAUGUUACUCUUGAAAA
Molecule: messenger RNA, 419 nt
Organism: Acanthoscelides obtectus
Lineage: Eukaryota; Metazoa; Arthropoda; Insecta; Coleoptera; Chrysomelidae
Source: the annotation of a GenBank genome assembly